AGAAAAUUUACCUUCCUGUUGUUAGUCAGUGAGGUAUGUCUUUUCAACAGGAGUGUCUUUCCUCUCCAUGACUGAGUUUGUCAAGUGAAGUCACUUGUUAUGGAAGGUUUCAGGGCUACUAGAACCAUUCUUUCAUUGACACGAUCUUCUUAUGUUGUUUGGCGACAGGUGCUAAGGAAAGAAUCGACGAUUUCUCCUCAGACUAAUUUGAUUCAGGAUUUAUCAUAUUUGAAACAGGAACCAAAAUUAGCAGCAGCGUCAGAGAUAGUGAAACGAUAUGACACUUUUUUAUUCGAUGUUGAUGGAGUUUUGUGGAACACAGAUGAGUCUCCCAUACCUGGAAUAACAGAUUCUCUGGAAAAACUUAAAGAACUGGACAAGACGGUGAUACUUGUAACCAACAACAGCAUAAACAGUAGAAAAUAUUUGCAGAAAGUUAUUAAAAGACGACUUGGAUAUGACUUUCCGAAAGAAAAUAUAUUCACUGUGGCAUAUACAGCAGCUUUGUUCGUGAAGGAAAUUGCAAAUGUACAGGGAACGGUGUACUUGAUGGGCAGUCCCGGCAUGGCAUCAGAAAUGGAUGAUUUGGAGAUAAACCAUGUUGGUUUUGGUCCCGACCCAGAUCCACCUUCUAUGGACCCCCAAGAAAUUCUUCAAAGACCCCUCCAUGAAAAUAUUGGUGCUGUUGUCGUAGGGAUGGACCCAUAUAUCGGUUUCAAUAAGUUCUCCAAGGCUGCUAGUUAUCUGUAUAACCCCAAUUGUUAUUACGUAGCUACAAACUGUUUUGAAGGAGGGUUGCAUGUAGGUCAAGGAAAAGUGAUGCCAAUAACAGGCACUUUUGUUACUGCUCUCAACUUUCUAUCAAAAAGAGAACCUGUUGUUAUAGGAAAGCCACACAAAUAUAUGCUAGAGUGUAUAGAAACCAAGCACUUUAUCCAAAGAGGUCGGACCAUCAUGGUAGGAGACAAUUUGAGAGCUGAUAUAGGUUUUGCCAAGACAGUAGGAAUUGAUUCUUUAUUAGUUCUUAGUGGAGCUAAUAAUCUGCAAGAUGUGCAGGAAAAUCUAGAAAGUGAUUGCCCCUCCAAAAAAAAUCUUAUUCCUGAUUAUUAUGCCAUGUCUCUUGCUGAUUUAUGCAAAUCAUUGUAAAGUAUAUAUUCAUGUGAUACCGGUACAUGUCAGUUUAGAUAUUUAUAUGUAUACAGUUUACAUAUAUAAUUUAUAAAUUAUUUAAUUAAGUCAUGCAGUCAAUAUUCCCAAAUUUUUUGUUGUAAGCUUAGUGAAAAAUCAUUUUUGAUGAUGAUUAGUGUUGCAGAUUUUUAUCAUUUUUUAGAGUGUUCUUUUUAGAGUGUUACAUUUAGUUACACAGGAAAUUAUCAAAAUGCAAUUAUAUGAGAUUUUGGUCAAAACACUUAAAGAAGUUUUCCAAGGAUAGCUAACCAUUUUAAGCUCAAACUAACCAAGUAAAAGAAAGUUCAAGUAAAAUAGGCUAACUGCUUUUUAAAGCCUUGCAUUUAUGUAAAUAGACUUGAUUUUUUAAUUUACUCUUCCACUUAAAAAGGAUAUAUGGCAGGCUGUAGACUAAGUGAGCAAAUAUAGGAAAAAUUGAGGCCACAAAAUUUCCAUGAACAGUCACUGAAACUGGAUUUUCUGAAGUGAUUUGAUAUGUGAGCCAGUCAAUACUAGGAAUGUCAAUUUUCCAAAAGAAAGAGAAGUAAGAUAUAAAUUUCUAAUGCAAACCAUGGAAAUAUCUUUUAACAAAGCAUGGAAAAGUAAAUUACAGAUGCUUAUAUAAGCCAUCCUGGUCACAACCCAACUUGUUUAUAAAAUUAAAUGGAGAAUUUAUUAAGUAUUUUGGCGUGGAUUGAUACAAAACACAGAAAAUUCCAGGAAUAAACAAUAUUUUUGUCUCUCAGUGCUCAAGAUAAAGAAUUACCUAAAAAAUCUUGUAUGGUCAUUUUACCACAUGUGACAUAUGCCAAGAGAGAAGUGUCAAGCAUUCCUUGUAUUUUAAAUUGUGUACAAAUUGUAGUUUGUGAUCAAUGUUAGUAAUUUCAAUAUUAGGAAAGAAAGAAAUAUCCCUUUUUGAUAUACUCUGACAACUCUAAAAGUGAAAUGGGAAAUGUUAAGCAACAAGUUUGUGAAGUAUUGUUAUAUGCCAAUAUACAUUUGCUUU
Lingula anatina is the source of this 2173-nucleotide messenger RNA. RefSeq names its product phosphoglycolate phosphatase. Gene Ontology annotation, cellular component: cytoplasm. The record is from RefSeq and is a predicted model, not a curated record. Lineage: Eukaryota; Metazoa; Brachiopoda; Lingulata; Lingulida; Lingulidae. Gene Ontology annotation, molecular function: phosphatase activity.